AACACCUUUUGUUCUAGAAUCAGGUGACUUUCUUCUUCAUCUCAUCUUUGAGUCUCCAACGCGGUCUUCUCGUCUGUCGAUUUAUUAUUUAAGCCCCCAAAGUUGACAACCUUGUCCGCUCUCUCUCUCUCUCUCUCCUAUUUUCUAUUGAUCCUCAACAACAACAACUCAACCACCCUUCUGAUCUUUUCCCAAUUGAAACUUGUAUUCUCUCUGCAAGGGCGUGUGUUGAUGGGGCAGCAAUCGUUGAUCUACAGCUUCGUGGCGAGUGGGACGGUGAUCCUAGCGGAGCACACCGACUUCAACGGCAACUUCAUGAGCAUAGCUUUGCAGUGCCUCCAAAAGCUCCCUGCCUCCAACAACAAGUUCACUUACAACUGUGAUGGCCACACCUUCAACUACCUUGUCGACAAUGGAUUCACAUACUGUGUAGUGGCAGUGGAGUCUGUUGGUCGGCAGAUUCCAAUGGCCUUUCUUGAACGUAUCAAGGAAGAUUUUACUAAAAGAUAUGGUGGAGGAAGAGCUACAACAGCAACUGCUAAAAGUCUUAACAGAGAUUUUGGACCAAAGCUAAAGGAGCAUAUGCAAUAUUGUGCGGAUCAUCCAGAGGAGGUUAGCAAACUUGCGAAAGUGAAAGCUCAGGUUUCUGAAGUCAAAGACGUUAUGAUGGAAAAUAUUGAGAAGGUUCUUGAUCGUGGAGAGAAGAUUGAGGUUUUGGUGGAUAAAACUGAGAAUCUUCGCUAUCAGGCACAAGAUUUCAGGCAGCAGGGAACCCAGUUGAGGAGAAAGAUGUGGUAUCAGAAUAUGAAGAUCAAACUAAUAGUUCUCGGUAUCAUAAUUGCCUUAAUUCUCAUUAUUGUUCUCUCUGUGUGCCACGGCUUCAAUUGUGGUGGAUAAGUCUUCUCGCUUCUCAAGAAUUGUCACUACGUGGGAUUUUUUGAAAUUUAAUACGUUUACAUAAAAACAUUAUAGAUUUGUUUAUUGUCCAAUGUCCAAUGCUUUCAUGUAAAAAAUAUGGAAAAACAGAAUUGCGUGAGAGGAAGGGAAAUCAAUACUGUGAAGGUAAGGUGCAUACCGGUUGGAUACUUUGGCCUUUUUUCAUUUCUGUAGCCUCUCCAUGAACUCUGGAUUGUUUCAUUUAUAGAAUUGUAUAAAAUAUGAUAGUCCUUAUCCUUUGUUAUAAUAAGUAUGUGCAGCAUAGUACAGUGCUUUAAUAUGCCGUUUUUUCUGCCAGUGGCAUUUUCGUAAUUUUUUAUAUAUGGUCAUUUUGAAUGGAUGUUGGUUGUAC
Abrus precatorius (Indian licorice) is the source of this 1288-nucleotide messenger RNA. RefSeq names its product vesicle-associated membrane protein 722-like. The record is from RefSeq and is a predicted model, not a curated record. Gene Ontology annotation, cellular component: membrane. NCBI's taxonomy places the organism in Eukaryota, Viridiplantae, Streptophyta, Magnoliopsida, Fabales, Fabaceae. The transcript is spliced from 5 exons. The coding region runs from base 232 to 897 and encodes 221 amino acids. Gene Ontology annotation, biological process: vesicle-mediated transport.